AUGGUCAAAAAGCGAAAAAUCGACGAGGAGGUUCUUGAGGAAGCGGUGCAAACGGAUUCAGUGCAGAAGAAAGGCUUGAAAAGCAAAAAGAGGAAAAGCCAGGAGGCUGUCGAAUCCGUCGCGGAGGAAUCGCCAGCAGCUGCAGCUGUGAAUGGAGAUGCUGAUCACGCUGAGCGUCUCCGGCGGGCCUUACAAAGAGACAUCCAACAGCUGGUCCUCAGGCUUCGAAGUGAAGGCAAGACAAAAGCUGAAAUCAAAGCAGCCACCCAAGAGCUCAAGGCGCAGCGUGGUGCCGUUAGGAGCUCCAAAAGCACGAAAAACAACAAGAAGAAGCAGAAAUGGGAAGCCGAUGCAGCUGAAAGACGGCAGACGCACCUACAGCGGCAGCAUGAUCUGGUCGUGAUUCCAGUGGUGUGGCGUGGACGACAUGACAAGCUGGAUGUUCUGCAAGCUGCAGAGGACAUCAAAGCCUGCCUUGCACAGCAGGGCUUAGAUGUUUGGCUGGACAGCAGGCGGCAUCUCACUCCCGGUCAAAAGUUCUCACACUGGGAGCACCGUGGCGUCAUGUUACGCGUCGAGAUUGGACCACAGGAUCUACAGGCUCAGGUGUGCCAAGUUUGCAAAGCAAAACUUCCUGGCGAUUACCAGUCUGUGGAAAGGAAGAAGGUACCUUUGCCACCAGCUGGAGCACGAUCUUUGUUGCUACGGUUAAAGGAGUGGGGCUUGUCGCAGAUAGACGUCGAAAGAAGGGACGGCGACUCCGAAGACGAAACUGCAGAGGCGCCGCGCAGCAGACAAAGCCAACAGGCUGCCAUCGCAGAACCUGAAGACGAAGUGCAAGGCAAUUGGCAACCAAGAACAGCGACCUCAGGCAAGAAGAAGAAGGGCAAGGCCAGACAAGCUUUCCCUUGCACUAUUAAAUUGAAUGGUGAAUGGGUGGCGCGGAAAAGCUUGCAUGGAAUGUGUCGCACAAGGUACGUGCCAAAAAAGAGCUUUGAUGCUAGCAGCACCAAAGCCCAAAAAAGUGUCAGGGCGCAGGCUUGCCAUGCUUCGCUGCCUUGCUGUCAUUUGACGUGUUUGCGGGUCCAUGGAAUUUGCCAAGGUUCACAAAUGACCAGAGGUGCUUGCCAUUGA
Molecule: messenger RNA, 1134 nt
Organism: Symbiodinium natans
Lineage: Eukaryota; Dinophyceae; Suessiales; Symbiodiniaceae
Source: the annotation of a GenBank genome assembly